Molecule: messenger RNA, 2631 nt
Organism: Phaeoacremonium minimum UCRPA7
Lineage: Eukaryota; Fungi; Ascomycota; Sordariomycetes; Togniniales; Togniniaceae
Product: putative amine oxidase protein
Exons: 6
Coding region: 1-2631 (876 amino acids)
Biological process (GO): translational initiation
Cellular component (GO): eukaryotic translation initiation factor 2B complex
Molecular function (GO): guanyl-nucleotide exchange factor activity; translation initiation factor activity; oxidoreductase activity
Source: RefSeq, a predicted model, not a curated record
AUGAAAGACAUGGACACAAGUCACGAGAAGGCACAAAAUCGCCCGAAAGCGCACAUUGGGAUUGUCGGCGCUGGUCUCUCUGGUCUCCGUUGCGCCGAUAUCCUUCUUCAGAAUGGAUUUAAUGUCACUAUUCUAGAAGGAAGGGACCGUGUGGGCGGUCGAGUACAUCAGCACAGAUUGCCAAAUGGCAAGUUGGUUGACGAAGGCCCAAACUGGAUUCACGGCACAAACGACAACCCAAUCCUAGACAUUGCGAAGAAGACAAACACUGCCGUUGGCAGUUGGGACACAAGGUCAUUUGUCUUCAACGAGUCUGGCGAGCUCUUUUCGUCUGCGGAUGGCGAACACUAUUCUACUAUCAUGUGGGACAUUGUGAAGGACGCGUUCGAAUACUCUGGCGAACACUCCGCCUCCAUUGACCCCCAGGAGAGCUUAUUAGAUUUCUUCAAGAGAAGGAUAGUGGAGCGUAUUCCGGAAUCGAUAGAGAACUGGAAGAGGCAACGAGAGAUUGUGAUGCAGAUGGCUGAUCUCUGGGGCGCUUUUGUCGGGAGUCCUAUUGAGCGGCAGAGCCUGAAGUUCUUUUGGCUGGAAGAAUGCAUUGAGGGAGAAAACUUAUUCUGUGCUGGCACGUAUGAGAAGAUCCUAGACGAUAUCGCAAAGCCUGCUAUCGAUGGCGCAUCGAUUGAGUUUGAAAAGACGGUAGCUUUCAUUAACACUAAAGGCACGGCAGAUGAGAAAAUUGCUGUAAUCACGGCGACCGGCGAGCAUUUCACAUUCGAUGAAGUUGUAGUGACUGUCCCUUUAGGCUGGCUUCAACAGAACCUGAGAGCCUUUGAGCCUCCCUUGCCCACCCGUCUCGUCAGGGCAAUCGGGAGUAUAGGCUACGGAUGCUUGGAGAAGGUUUAUAUCAGUUUCCCGAAAGCCUUCUGGCUUGAUUCUGACGAGAACGGCCGAAUCAUUCAGGGGUUUUGCCAGUGGCUAUCCCCCAAUUAUGACCUGGAAUCAAAUCCGAAGAGGUGGACUCAUGAAGUGGUUGAAUUGGGAUCACUAGCACCUUCAGCAGCCCAUCCGACCCUCUUAUUCUACAUAUAUGGUGAAGAGUCCCAAGUACUUACGGAUACUGUCUCAAAGCUGCCUAACAAGGAAGCAAAGGACAAAUAUCUGUAUGACUUCUUCAGACCCUACUAUUCACUCAUGCCGCACUUUGAGAAGGACUCGGCCGACUGUCAGCCCAGCGCCUGUUUCGCAACUGAUUGGCUUCAUGAUGACCUGGCGGGAAAUGGAAGCUAUGGAAAUUUUCAGGUUGGCCUACAGGAAGGUGACAAGGACAUAGAGGCCAUGCGAGAGGGUGUGCCCGAGCGUGGUCUGUGGUUAGCUGGCGAACACACUGCUCCUUUUGUUGCCCUGGGUACUGCGACUGGCGCAUACUGGAGCGGCGAGAGUGUCGGAAGAAGAAUAGCAGAUGCUUAUGGACUGAAGCAUGGUGAAGCAGCGGUCACGGAUCGAUUAAUCACUUUUUGGCUGCUCAAGCGAAGACAGAUUGCCGGCUCUGAGCAGUGCGCGGUUGCAACGGCUCAUAUCCUCCUACAAGUCGUCGCGAAAGGAAAAUGGGCUGAUGUCGACCAGCUGAUAGAGCGCGUACAGCGUGUCGGACGCAAGUUGGUGGAAGCACGGCCGCAGGAACUAGUGAUUGGCAACAUUGUACGCAGAGUGCUGGGUCUGAUCCGAGACGAGGCCGAGGAGGACCGAAACGGAGAGGGCAACGAGUUUGGCAGCGAGUCUGUGUCAGACCUUUCGGCGCUACCACCGAGUGACCAGAACGUACCCACGCCGCCGCGGCUCAUUCGACAGCCGACACUAUCGACGAGUAACUCCUUUAUCGUGCCUCAGUCCAUGUUCAACCUGUUAUCAGCAGAUCCGCUGGCGGACUCGAGUGCGACUGGAUCACCAUUUGGCAGAGGGUCGGGGGCUUCAACACCGCUGAACACGGCGCAGGCUACGAGUGUCCACGCCUUGCGUUCGGAGGUCAUUGACGGCAUUGAAGAGAUCAAGGACGAAAUCAGCCAGGUGGACGAUCAGAUUGCCCAGUUCGCUGAGAUACAAAUACACCCCAGUGACUACGUGUUGGUGCACCAGCCUUCCCCAACAGUGGAGAGGUUUCUCAUCCGGGCGGCAUCCAAGCGGCAAUUUACAGUACUGAUCGCCAGUGGCGUGGUCUCAAAGGCGGAGGCGCCUCAUGCCGCUCUGCGCAAGAAGCUUGCAGCGGCUGGCGUCAAGACUAUCAACAUUAUGAGCAGUGGCAUCAUGGCAUAUAUGCCCAAAGUAAACAAGGUCAUCCUUGGCGCAAGGGCUAUUGUUGCGAAUGGAGGAGUGGUAGGCGAGGGAGGCGCCGCGCUUAUUGCCCGUGCGGCUCAAGAGCUUGGCAAGUCUGUGGUUGUCCUGGGAGGUGUCUAUAAAGUAUGCCCCGAGGAGCCGUUUGACCUGGAUGGCCUGGUAGAGCUUGGCGAUCCAUCGGCAUUUGUCAGUUUUGCAGAUGGAGCCAUGGUCAAUGGGGUUGAGGUGGAGAGCGCCAUCAGCGAGUUCGUCCCUCCGGAGCUGGUAGACGUCUACAUCACGAACCUGUUAGUUUGA